Puma concolor (puma) is the source of this 1422-nucleotide messenger RNA. RefSeq names its product PC-esterase domain containing 1B (gene PCED1B). Lineage: Eukaryota; Metazoa; Chordata; Mammalia; Carnivora; Felidae. The record is from RefSeq and is a predicted model, not a curated record.
GAAAGGAGCCCGUCUAGGGAAGAGAUCUCGGAUCAACUGAGAGGUACAUUUUCAAAUCACCAGUUACUGUAAUGACAACCUGAAGACCUCCCGGGUGGAGAGGAAAGACCUAGGCGGUGCACCAUGGCCGUCAUGGCCCACCUGCUGGCCGCCGAUGUGCAGCAGCUGCUCCACAACAAGUUCGUGGUCAUCCUGGGAGACUCUGUCCAAAGGGCCGUGUACAAGGACCUGGUGCUCCUGCUGCAGAAGGACCUCCUGCUCACUCCCACCCAGCUCAAGGCCAAGGGGGAGGAGAGCUUUGAACGGGACAAGCUGGUGGACGGAGGCCAGCGGGGCCCCAUGCACAACGGCAUCCAGUACCGGGAGGUCCGCCAGUUCUGCUCCGACCACCACCUGGUGCGCUUCUACUUCCUGACGCGCGUGUACUCCAGCUACCUCGAGGCCAUUCUGCAAGAGCUGCAGUCCAGCCAGCACGGCCCCCCGGACGUGAUCAUCAUGAACUCCUGCCUCUGGGACCUCUCCAGGUACGGUCCGGACUCCUGGAAGAGCUACCUGGAGAACCUGGAGAGCCUGUUCGAGCGCCUGGGCCAGGUUCUGCCCGAGUCGUGCCUCCUGGUGUGGAACACAGCCAUGCCCGUGGGCAAGAAGAUCACCGCGGGCUUCCUCCCGCCGGAGCACCGGCCUGAGGAUUCCUCCCUGAGAGACAGAGUCAUCGCGGCCAACUUCCACAGCUCUGUGGAAGCGAAGAAACACGGCUUCGAUGUGCUGGACUUGCACUUCCACUUCCGCCACGCGGGGCGCCACCUGCAGCGGGACGGAGUGCACUGGGACGAGCUCGCGCACCGCCACCUCUCCCAGCUGCUGCUGGCCCACGUGGCCGAUGCCUGGGGCGUGGAUCUGCCCCGGCGGUACCCGGUGCGCCCCUGGAUCCGGGAUGGCCCCGCGAGGACCGGACCCGGCCCGGGAGUUGAGCGGCAGCCCCAGGCCAGCCCAGAUCAACCGUCCAUGCCUCCUGCCGGGUACCGCCCCCUGCUCCCACUUCCCCAUCUACCCCCGCCCCCGCCUCCCCUCCUGCCCUUGCCCCCACAUCCUCGCCCUUUUCCCUUUCACCCUGUGAUGACCAGAUUCCAGUUCGGUCCCCGAGAUCACUUUUCUGCCUCAGACCAUCCUUUCCAGUCCGAUCAGUUCUCCUCAAACCAUUUCCAUUCAGAUGUCCCCUCACCUACCCAGACAGGAUUUUCCUUUGAAGAUGAUCCCCAGCCACCCAGGCCCCCUUUCCCCACACCCUACCUGCAGCGGGCCCCUGUGGUUCAUAGGGGGUUUCCCCGGCGUCUACCUCGUGGCCCCUAUGUGCCCUGGGGUCGGCGGCCCAGAUCUUCCAAGAGACAGGCCCCAUCCCACCCACAGCCAAGGCCUCAAUAA